GUGACCGCCCUGGCGUUGAUGUCUACAAAGGUUGCGAGAUAGACUAUAGUGGCGAGGAGGUCACGGUCAAAAACGUACAAGGAGUUCUAACCGGCGAUAAGUCGCUAGCAUCGAAGAAAGUUCUGGAAAGCACCGAGAACGAUUACGUCUUCAUCAAUUUUGUGGAUCACGGCGCUACGAAUUUGAUCGGCCUCCCAUUUGAGAGUAUAAAUAAAACACAGCUUCGAUCAUGGUUGACGACCAUGGAGAAGAAGAAGAUGUAUAAACAGUUGGUGUUCUAUGUCGAGACAUGUGAAUCUGGCAGUUUGUUCGAGGGGAAUCCUCCUAUUCCAGGCCAAUAUUACGUCACAGCUUCCAAUCCACACGAGUCAAGCUUUGCAACGUACUGUCCCCCACAUGAUAAGGUUGCUAACGUCUCACUUAACGCCUGUCUCGGAGACCUUUUCUCUGUUAACUGGAUGGAGAAUGAAGACGACUUUUCGCAUACUGGCCGCGAUGAGACUCUGGAGCAGCAAUAUCACCUGGUCAAAAAGGAAACCAAUUCCAGGUUGGAGUCCAACC
Molecule: messenger RNA, 561 nt
Organism: Perkinsus marinus ATCC 50983
Lineage: Eukaryota; Perkinsozoa; Perkinsida; Perkinsidae
Product: legumain, putative
Exons: 6
Biological process (GO): vacuolar protein processing
Molecular function (GO): cysteine-type endopeptidase activity
Source: RefSeq, a predicted model, not a curated record